Bombyx mandarina (wild silkworm) is the source of this 1866-nucleotide messenger RNA. RefSeq names its product Medium-chain acyl-CoA dehydrogenase (gene Mcad). Gene Ontology annotation, cellular component: cytoplasm; mitochondrion. Gene Ontology annotation, biological process: medium-chain fatty acid catabolic process. The record is from RefSeq and is a predicted model, not a curated record. NCBI's taxonomy places the organism in Eukaryota, Metazoa, Arthropoda, Insecta, Lepidoptera, Bombycidae. Gene Ontology annotation, molecular function: flavin adenine dinucleotide binding; medium-chain fatty acyl-CoA dehydrogenase activity.
GAGCGUAGUGACGUUUACAUUACCUACAUUUAUGUAUUUUUGUUGAAUUUAUUUUGUCAUUUAAUUUAAUAUCGCCGAACUGUACGCAACGCAUAAAAUUUUUAUAUUAUUAAUUCGUUUGAAUAGUUCUAUAAUUUAAAUUAGGACGAAGUAUUCAAGAUGAACCCGUUGGCGCAGAUUGUUCGUGCCACUCGCCCUAUUUACAGGAAAUUAUCAACAACUGCAACAACUGCUUCUGCUGCAAAGCCAAUACCGACAACAGGCUUUUGUUUCGAAUUAACCGAUGAGCAGAAAGCGCUUCAGGAACUAGCGCGUAAAUUCACGAAGGAUGAAAUCAUUCCUGUGGCGGGUCAAUAUGAUAAGACGGGGGAGUACCCGUGGCCCGUUGUAAAGAAGGCUUGGGAAGUUGGCCUAAUGAACGGACACAUUCCAGAACAUUGCGGAGGUCUAGGUUUAGGAGUGUUCGAGGCCUGUAUUUUGAGCGAGGAGCUGGCCUACGGAUGCUCUGGUAUCAUGGCAGCGGUGUACAUCACCGAAGUUGGUCAAACUCCCGUCAUUAUUGCUGGAAAUAAGGAGCAGCAGAAGAAAUAUCUGGGUAGACUAAUCGACGAACCAUUAGUCGCUGCCUAUGGGGUGACCGAGCCUGGUGCUGGAUCCGAUGUAGCCGGUAUAAAGACGAGAGCGGAGAAGAAAGGCGACGAAUGGAUCCUGAACGGUCAGAAAAUGUGGAUCACCAACGGUGGUGUUGCCAACUGGUACUUUGUAUUGGCUCGUACGAAUCCGGACCCUAAAUGUCCGGCCAGCAAAGCAUUCACCGGCUUCAUCGUCGAACGGGAAUGGCCUGGAGUCACUCCAGGGCGAAAGGAACAAAACAUGGGUCAGCGUGCUUCGGACACCCGAGGUAUCACGUUUGAAGAUGUGCGUAUCCCCAAAGAAAAUGUGCUUAUUGGCGAAGGAGCUGGAUUCAAGAUCGCCAUGGGAGCCUUUGACAAGACUCGUCCUCCGGUAGCGGCUGGUGCUACUGGGUUGGCUCAACGGGCUCUCCACGAAGCCACCAAGUACUCGUUGGAACGCAAAACGUUCGGAGUGCCCAUAGCGAGACACCAGGCGGUAGCGUUCAUGCUUGCCGACAUGGCGAUAGGAGUGGAGACCGCUCGUAUCGCAUGGCAACGCGCCGCAUGGAUGGUUGACCACGGACAAAAGAAUACAGUUAUGGCAUCAGUGGCCAAGUGUCAUGCUUCGGAAAUCGCUAACAAGGCAGCCACUGAUGCGGUGCAAGUGUUCGGAGGAAACGGCUUCAACACCGAAUACCCAGUCGAGAAACUGAUGCGGGACGCCAAGAUAUACCAAAUCUACGAAGGAACCUCGCAGAUUCAAAGGCUCAUCAUAUCAAGAGAGAUCCUCACCGCAGCAACUCAAACCAACUGAUGUGUUAACAAAAGUAGCGUAGUUGCUAAAGUAUAAUAAUAUUGGGUGUGUAAUGGGAUGGGGCCAUCGGUUGAACUCUAUUGUAUUAUUUCAUAUAUAGAAACAGUCUUCCAGUCGAACGAAAAAAAAAAACAAGAGUAAAAACAAAUAUACAUUUCUCAUAUUAAAAAUGAUCACGUUGUUACAUGUAUAAUGUGAUUUCUUAUCAUAUGCAGCCCGUUUUAAUAAAAACUAGAUCAUGAAUGUUUGAAUGUAUAAAAUUGUUUUUGUCUUACAGAAACAAUGUUUUAAUAUAGAGUUCAUUACCCUGACUCUAUGUAUGACACAAGUCUGUUUUUCUUAUAGAUUUGUACGUUUGUAAGUUUUUCCAAAAGUUAUUUUAAUUAUUAUUAAGUUAUCAAAUUUAUACAAAGACCCAAUAAAAAUAAUGCAAAACGA